Molecule: messenger RNA, 648 nt
Organism: Maudiozyma saulgeensis
Lineage: Eukaryota; Fungi; Ascomycota; Saccharomycetes; Saccharomycetales; Saccharomycetaceae
Source: the annotation of a GenBank genome assembly
AUGAACGCGUCAAUAGAUAAAUUUAUUAAAUUCACAAAUAUUACUGAUGUCAGGGAGAAACUACUUCGUUGGACUCAAUUCCUAAUUGUCCUUCUCAUUGCGUGGUUCCCACGGAUAAAGGUACUACCACAACUCAAAUUACAAAUAUUGAUUAUAAGGAAAGUAUUAAGAUGUUUUAAACCUUUACAUCAUGCAAACGUUGCUCAAAAAAAUUAUAAAACGAAUAGUAAUGCAUUACUCAUAUUGAAAAACAUUUUUUUUAUGUUAUAUUUGGGCCUUGACCAGAUAGUGUUGUUACGUAUGGUUAACAUGCUACCUACUAAUCCCUUAACAUUACAAUUGGCACCUAAAUUUGCGAACUUAUUUUGGUUAACUGCAUUAAGUAUUGAUAUCAGAAUAAACUUGAAUAACAUGAAAGUUAUGGAUGAUGAUUUAAUACAGAACAAAUCGAAAGAAAACAGGAACCUACAAAGAAUUCAAACCUCCCAGAAACAAUAUAACGCCCUUAGAAAAAUAGUAUGGGAUAUAAUGGAUUCGUAUAUUGUUUCUACUUACCUUAACUAUAUGAAACCUUAUAAUACUCUUGUUGGUAUUUUUGGAAUGACCACAUCUAUGCUUGCGUUACAGGAUAUUUGGCAGAAGUGUUAA